This is a messenger RNA of Entamoeba histolytica HM-1:IMSS, 774 nucleotides long. RefSeq lists its product as uncharacterized. NCBI's taxonomy places the organism in Eukaryota, Evosea, Mastigamoebida, Endamoebidae. The transcript has a single exon. The record is from RefSeq and is a predicted model, not a curated record. Bases 1 to 774 code for a protein of 257 amino acids.
AUGAAAAGUGAUAAAAUCAAUUAUCGAAUUCAUGUAUUUUUUGUUUCAAUGUAUUUAUUCAUAACCACAGUAAUACUCACAUUAUUAUUUGACUUUUUUGAUUUAAAGUCAGAUGGACCAAUUAAUUCGUCAAUCUAUAAUGUAGCAUCAUUCUUAACAUCUUCUUUAAAUCACUUCUUUCAAUUUACAUAUUUCUUUGUUGCACUUGAAGUAAUUAAUAAUUAUAUUGAUAAAUCACUUUAUAAUAAACCAACACUAUUUAUUGUUUGUAGAAAGAUUAAUCAAGUAUGUUAUGUAAUAUUAUUAAUUAUAAUUAAUCCAUCUUUUGGAUUCUUUUUUUAUGGUUAUUCUAUAAAAACACAACCAGCAAUUGAUAUUUUAUUUGACUGUGGAUUUCUUUGGCAAUAUUAUUGUGUUUUAACAAUAUUUUAUUGUAUUAUUAUGUUUAUCUCAUGUAUUAAUGCAAUAAUAUUAUCAUAUAUGACUAAAGAUGGAAUAAGUUAUUCAGGAAUUUUAUUAUCACCACUCAAAACAAUGGUUUGUGUUGACAUUGUUUCAGUACUAUUUUUGAUUCAAUCAUCUUUAAGGUUUAUUUCAAAUUUUUAUAUGAUAGUAAGUGCACAAACAUCAAUUCCAAGAAGUUUUACUGAUGAAUUUAAUACUUGGGUUCAAUUUGUUGUGAUCUGUAUAGUUCAUUUCCCUACUAUGUUUAUAUUGAUCAUAUUAUUGACUCCAUUUACUAAAACAGCCAAAUUUAAUAUGAAAGGAUAUUAA